AAAAAAAUCUCAUGACGUAGAAAUACAGCGCCGGCGUAGCUAGUAACUCAGCUAGCUACAUUAGCUUACGUUUGGAACGAUUGUUGACAACUGCCCAGCUCAUCUUGGCGGGUGAUCGCUGCGGGUAGAUGGUCCAACGGCUGCGCCGGUGCCCAGUAGCAGUUUGGUUAAGUCCCAGCCGGCGGUCGACAUGGCAGAGGAGGAGGGUUUAUCGCUAAACCUUCCGACGGAGGAGACGGAACACAGCUAUGGCGGCUUCGUAGCCCCCGAAGGUGUCUGCUGGGCGUCAGUGCUGUCCUGCCUGCUGCUCGCCUGCUCUUAUGUCGGGAGCUUGUACGUGUGGAGGAGCGACCUGCCCAGGGAUCACCCUACUGUGAUAAAGAGACGCUUCACCAGUGUCCUGAUCGUGUCGGGCCUGUCGCCUCUCUUUGUGUUGGCCUGGAGGGAAUUCACAGGUGUCAGGACUGACUCGUCCUUACUGGCUCUCAUGGGGAUCCGGUUUGAGGGCCUCAUUCCUGCCGUCAUACUUCCUGUGUUGCUCACCAUGGUCCUGUUCUUGGGCCCCCUCAUGCAGUUGGCCAUGGACUGUCCCUGGAGCUUCAUGGAUGGGAUCAGGGUAGCCUCUGACCCGUGCUUCUGGACGUUGUGUUUCAGUGACAUGCGCUGGCUGAGGAACCAGGUGGUGGCGCCGUUGACGGAGGAGCUGGUCUUCAGGGCCUGCAUGCUGCCCAUGUUGGUGCCGUGUGCCGGCCCCUCUUUGGCCAUCUUCACCUGCCCUCUCUUCUUUGGAGUGGCUCACUUCCACCAUGUGAUCGAGUUGCUGCGCUUCAGGCAGGGAACGCUGUCGGGAAUCUUCCUCUCGGCAGUGUUCCAGUUCUCCUACACUGCGGUGUUCGGGGCCUACACUGCCUUCAUCUUCAUCAGAACAGGUCACCUGAUGGGCCCGGUGCUCUGCCACUCCUUCUGUAACUACAUGGGUUUCCCCGCUGUCAGCACGGCACUGGAGCACCCCCAGCGCCUCACCGUCCUCUCCUCUUACCUGCUGGGGGUCCUCCUCUUCCUCUUCUUCCUCUUCCCCUUCACUGACCCCGCCUUCUAUGGCCUCCCCACGCCAGUUUGCACCCUUACCCCGUCCCCCAGCUCCCUCUGCCUCUCUUGAUCCCCGCCCUCCCUCCACACACACACACACAUACACACACACACACACUUGAAGCAGUCAAGGUUGUUUAUUUUGCCAAGUUAGAGAUCAGGAACCGGUCCCAUGGGACAGACCACCAACAGACAGGUGGGCUAUUGGAGAAGUGAGGAGCCGUGUCGCUCUUUACUCUGGUCUGUGGGCCCGUGAUAUGUGGAGACACAUGUCAAUGAAGCAGCUGAGGAAAGAAAGUGUUGUUCACGUUGCUGUGAGUAAAACCUGACACCGUCCAAGGACACUUGUCUGUCGUUGUUGGGCCUCGAUCGAUUGUAGUGUAGAUCUAAUCAACACAGAGGGACCACUCCUCAUCAGAUCCUCUGACACUGUUCAAUCUGCAUCAUUCUGUACCAUACUGGUGUAUGUCUUUUCUACUAAGUCUGCCUCGUCGUUUUUAAAGGACAAUUCUGCUUUAUUUUUAAUAUUUCUUUUAUUUAUUUUUUGGUUUUUGGGCCAAUCGUUCAGCCAUUGGUUACAAUACCACAGUAUUACAAUUAUUAUUGGUAUCGGCCAGAGCAAAAAAAGCCAGUAUCAGACGUGAGCUCACUCUCCAUUUGAACUCCAAAUAAAGUGAUUUAGAUGAUUGACAGGUUCUCCUCUCAUUACCAGCUGUAAUGAUGGACACAACUAUAACAUUAAGAGUUUGGCAAAGCUUUGUUGUGUUUCAGGGCCAUUUUGUUGCUUAAAAAUUUUUCAGUUCACUAUUGGGUUAUUUUCAAAUGCAAUUUUUUUUCCUGACAACCUGAUGGUCAGUAAUGAAUUCAGUAAAGAAAAAGUAGCUUCAGGUUUCAGGUUGGAUUUGGGCUUUUUUAAUUUGGUUGUUGCAGUCUUAGUUGGGCUCAGUUCAGAUCUUCGGCUGGGUUUGGUUAUCAGCUCUGUGCCCCUGUUGUCAUAAACCCAGAAUGAGGGGGGAUGUUUGAGGGAGACACGGUCGGUUUCAGCCGUUUGAUUGUUGGAGAAUAAACGUUGUUCCAGUAAAGACGGUGAGAGUCACAACCCUCGCUACAAACUGAUGAUGCAGGAUUCUUGCUCAUGUGCUGUAGCUGCACUGGAGCACGGGAUGUCGGGGUGGUGUUGAAAUAGGGGAAAAAGACACGUUCUGCAAAAUGGAUGCAAGAACGUAGUCUACAACACCAAGUAGUUGUUUUUAACAGUGGUGCUCUGACUGUUUGUUCUUUAUCUGAACUCGCGCUCCUUGGAUUUGGUUGAUGGUCUUUAAUAUACCUCUGCAUGUUUUCGGUGCUGAUCGUCAGUUUGAUGGUAAAAAGGCAGACAAUGGGAUAGCUUCACUGCUCCUAAAUGACUUGGACAUACUCCGUUUAAGUGCACAAAUGCAAAUGGCCGCUUCAACAAACCGGCUGCUGCGGCAGCUUUAAACAACCACACGUGGGCACCGAUCACACAGGCCGUGUUCUCCUGCUGUUCAUUGUGUUCUUCUCUUGUCGUCUGCUGUCACGCCCGUCAAAAGUCACACUUUGUUACUAUGCCAAGGGCCCAGUCACACCAGCAUUUGACAGACUGAGCAAAGCAGACAACUGCUCUUGGACCCUGAACGCCCCAACUUGUCUGUUCAUCCUAUGUGAUAAAAAUAACUGCAAAUGUGGAUAGUGUAGGUCAAUUUGUGCAUCUUGUCUGGUUCAGUCGAAACGAACCUGGACUGCCUUCGUCGGUCUGCCUUGAAUCAAAUCAGAUCAAAGUGUAUAUCGUCACCACCAUGUCACUUACAAGCUAAGUGACAUGUGUUUUGUGUCCUUAAAGCUACAGUGUGAUAUAUUUGGAAGAACAGAAAUUUAAUAUAUUGUCCAUAACUAUGUGUUCAUAUAUGUAUAAUCACCUGCAGCAAACAACCGUUGUUUUUUC
Scophthalmus maximus (turbot) is the source of this 3052-nucleotide messenger RNA. RefSeq names its product Ras converting CAAX endopeptidase 1a (gene rce1a). Gene Ontology annotation, molecular function: metalloendopeptidase activity. The record is from RefSeq and is a predicted model, not a curated record. The transcript has 8 exons. Gene Ontology annotation, cellular component: endoplasmic reticulum membrane. The coding region runs from base 191 to 1159 and encodes 322 amino acids. NCBI's taxonomy places the organism in Eukaryota, Metazoa, Chordata, Actinopteri, Pleuronectiformes, Scophthalmidae. Gene Ontology annotation, biological process: CAAX-box protein processing.